Molecule: messenger RNA, 924 nt
Organism: Necator americanus (New World hookworm)
Lineage: Eukaryota; Metazoa; Nematoda; Chromadorea; Rhabditida; Ancylostomatidae
Exons: 1
Coding region: 1-924 (307 amino acids)
Source: RefSeq, a predicted model, not a curated record
AUGAAAUCACUAUCCUGGGAAGAAAGGGGCAUACGUGUUGAUGGAAGAUUUCUCUCCAACCUUCGUUUCACGGACGACAUCGUUCUCUUUUCGAGCAGUACCAAUGAAGCAGAAACGAUGCUCAACGAAUUAAACGAAGCAGGGAAGAGAAUAGGACUACGAAUAAACAGAAUGAAGACACAGUUCAUGAAGAACGCCCACUGCGAGGACGGAGGAGUACAACUUGAAGGCUCCCAAAUCGUGGAAACUCCGUCAUACGUAUACCUCGGACGUUCUAUGAACAUGAAAAACGACUUGAAGGAAGAACUGAAUAGAAGAAUGAGAGCAGCAUGGGCAGCAUUCGCAGCCGUCAGGGAAGCUACGGACCAACUGACGGACCAAGAUCUUCGUGCCCAUUUGUUCGACUCGACAGUCCUUCCAUCGCUCUGUUACGCAGCGGAGACGUGGGCAGACACCGCGGCCACGUCUAAGAAGCUACUUACUACCCACAGAGUCCUUGAGAGAUGUCUCCUGAAGUUUAACCGACGCACCCAACACCUUGCCGGUCUUCGUAGCUCCGAAUUAAGAACAAUGUCCCGUCUUCGCGACCCAGCGGAAUAUGUAUCGAAAGCAAAACAUAGAUGGGCCGGUCAUAUCAUGAGAAGAAUCGACGAUAGAUGGACUAAAAGAACGCUAGAGUGGAUCCCAAGGGACGCUAAACGCCCCCGAGGGAGACCGCCAACGAGAUGGGGUGACGUGUUCGCUGCACGGAUGGACCAGCUGAGAGCUCAGCUGGAUACGGCUCAAGGACUUCGUCAACGUCACUCACGAAGCUUGAGAACAUCUUGGAUGACAAUGGCUAGGGAAACGAGUGGAAGAGAUGCCCGCACGUCUAGUGAAGACGGGCCAUCUAAGUAUUUAAGUAAGUAUUCGUAUACGGCAUAG